Stylonychia lemnae is the source of this 1068-nucleotide messenger RNA. The record is from the annotation of a GenBank genome assembly. Lineage: Eukaryota; Ciliophora; Spirotrichea; Sporadotrichida; Oxytrichidae.
AUGUAACUUAUCUAGGUCAGUUUAGAUCCACUUUCUCAAAAAGAAAGAGAAAAUGCACUUAAUGAAGUAAGAAUCCUAGCAUCUAUUCAACAUCCUAAUGUGGUCGGUUACAAAGAGGCUUUUCUCGAGGAAGAGAGAUUCUUAUGCAUCGUAAUGGAUUACGCAGAUGAUGGAGACUUGUAUCAGAAAAUUAUCACUCAUUAGAAAAAUUCAACUUUGUUUGAAGAGGAAACUAUCUGGAGGUAUUUCAUUCAUAUGGUGAGAGGAUUGAAAAGUCUACAUUAACUCAAAAUAUUCCAUAGAGAUAUGAAAAGUGCAAACAUUUUUCUAAAUAAAGAUGGGACAGCAAAACUUGGAGAUUUAAAUGUAUCUAAAGUAGCUAAAAAAGGACUGUUAUAUACUUAAACAGGGACACCCUACUAUGCCAGUCCUGAAGUAUGGCAGGAUUAACCUUAUGACUAGAAAAGUGAUAUGUGGAGUCUUGGCUGUGUUCUAUAUGAAAUAGCUACACUUUAACCACCAUUUAAGGCAAAUGACAUGGACGGAUUAUUUAAAAAAGUUUUAAAAGGUAUGUAUCCUUAAAUACCGGAACAAUAUUCUGCAGAUUUGUCGAAAAUAAUAAAAAAGUUGAUAUGUGUUCAUGCAAGCGCAAGGCCAACCUGCGAUUAGAUACUAGAUAGCUGGAUUGUUAAAAAAUGGACCAAUAAACUUGGGAUGAAUGAAAAUGAUAAGUCUAUAGAUUAAAAACAUGAGAAAGAUGAUGGCUUGGGAGGAAAUAUUGAGCUGCUAAAUACCAUCGUACUUCCGAACAAUUUAAAGCUUCUGACUGAAAGACUUCCAAAAUCAAAAUAUGAUGAAUCUAGAAUUACCUAGUCUUAGAAAAAUAUCAUGAGAAUUGAGGAUAGCCCAUAGAAUCUGUCUGAUUAAGGAAUCUAAGAAAGUCAAAUUUAAACAAAAAGAAAACAUACUGAAAAACAAGUAAGACCUACUGGUGGUGCCGCUCAACGAAGAAGGAAGAUUAAUUUGAUUGAUCUAGAGAAUAGCAACAACAAAAUGAGCUCAAGAUGA